Emericellopsis cladophorae is the source of this 1845-nucleotide messenger RNA. Its product is annotated as putative metal ion transporter-like protein. The coding region runs from base 1 to 1845 and encodes 614 amino acids. NCBI's taxonomy places the organism in Eukaryota, Fungi, Ascomycota, Sordariomycetes, Hypocreales, Bionectriaceae. Gene Ontology annotation, molecular function: magnesium ion transmembrane transporter activity. The record is from RefSeq and is a predicted model, not a curated record. The transcript has 2 exons. Gene Ontology annotation, biological process: magnesium ion transmembrane transport; intracellular magnesium ion homeostasis. Gene Ontology annotation, cellular component: plasma membrane.
AUGUCUGACCACGGAGAGACCAUUGAGGAUCCAGGGUACCACCCCCCUGUCCCCGAACUUGACGACCACCGCCGUCAUCAUUCGUCAAGCACGCACAGGCCUCGUCGAGGUACGCACGACAGCCUGUAUGCUCGGGAGGCUCAACUGCAGUCUGGCAGGGAACCGGAUACCCCUACCAUUGUAGUCCGCGACUUUGAAGAGGCUAUUAUCGACGACGGAGGUGCUGAUCCCGUUCAGAGGCACCAACGGGCUCGUCGCCCAACUAUCGAAUCUGUGCAUGAGGAAAGAGAGCCAUCUCCUCCAAACUCUGUCAAAGCGUUUGCGGCCGCUCGGCGCCGCGAGAGAGACUUGUCUUUCUCCGAGUCUCCGGACGAUGACGGCUUGAGCCGAGCCAUGUCAGUCUCCAGUCGCCGCAGCUACCGGAGCAGGCCACGGACGGUCGACAAGGACAACGGCAGCAUUCUUACGACAAAUACUGCCGAAGAAGACGUCUGCUUUCCUCAUGACGACAAGCACCGCAAGGACAAGCUCUACAUCGACUUUGAUUUUCUUGAGUGUUUCAUGCACGCCGAGCAGGCCGCUCGUGUUCAAAGCCGAGAGCGACAAGAAACAGCCAGCUUCGACAACCUACAGCUGCAGCAUGCUGAUACCCGUCGCACCCAGGUCGCCACUAGCGAUGGCGAUAUUCUUGAGAUGCCAUCGGACGACUCCGUCACGCGCGAGAAGGAAGGGGUCGAUGACGUUGAGAGGCUCAAAUCUCAACAUGCGGGACCCACGGACAGCAAUCGCUACAGCUUCUUCUCCACCGCCUGGGAAUCCACCAUUCACGCUGCUGAUCUGGCGGACCUCGUACUGCCCGGCGAAGACAUCCGCGGGCUGUUCGAGCUGCCGGAGGAUGAGACUGAUGGUGUCUGGUGGCUGAAUUGCAACAAUCCUUCUCGCGAGGAGGUCCAGGGCAUCUGCAGGGCUUUUGGCAUUCAUCCCCUGACCAUUGAGGAUAUCAAGUUUCAGGAGGCUCGUGAGAAGAUCGAGCUCUUUCCCUCGUACUACUUCGCCUGCUUCCGCUCCUUCAACGCCGUUGUUGAAUCUGACGGUGAUCGAGAGUUCGAGCCCUUCAAUCUGUACGUGAUUGUGUUCCGCGAGGGCACUCUGAGCUUCAGCUUUGCACCCAACUCCCACGCCACGCAAGUUCGAAACCGUAUCACCGCGCUCAAGGACUACAUGUCACUCAGCAGCGACUGGAUCUGCUACGCGCUCAUUGACAACAUUGUCGACUCUUUUGGCCCCGUGAUCCACCAGCUCGAGCGGGAAGCAGACGACAUUGAGGACGCAGUGUUCAUCAUGCGCGAGGACGACUCGAGCCAAUUUUUGCGUUCCAUCGGCCAAGCCCGCAAGAACUGCAUGGCUUUGAUGCGUCUGCUCGGCGGCAAAGCUGAUGUGCUCCGUGGCUUCACCAAGCGCUGCAAUGAGAAUUGGCAAGUGACACCACGCAUGGAUAUUGGCAUGUACCUGGGCGACAUCCAGGAUCACGUUGUCACCAUGGCCACUAACCUGAGUCACUUUGAAAAGAUAUUGUCGCGCGCCCACAGCAAUUACCUCGCCACCUUGUCCAUCAACAACAUUUCACAGGGUACCGAGAUGAAUCGUGUUCUGAGCAAGAUAACCUUCCUUGCAUCCGUUCUGGUUCCGCUCAACCUUGUGAGUGGUGUGUUCGGCAUGAACGUUCCUGUUCCUUUCAUGAAUGUCGACUCGAACAAUCUGGCGCCAUUCUUUGGCAUCAUCAGUUGCAUGAUCUUCCUUUGCGCUCUGAUUCUGGGCUGGGCACGAUACUAUCGUUGGAUCUAA